CGUGCAGCGCGAUCAAUACUAUCAUGAUGUAUGCAUGUCGCGUCUUACUUUUUCGUCCUAUGUCUUCAGUGUCACGAAAACGCGUUGCAGUCAGCUCUGUGGGCUUGAGCACUACCAAAAGACGGAAGACCAAGGCUGAAAGUUCGACGAUCACUUCCACGGCAGUCGUAGAAGAACCAUGUCAGAGCAGUGCACCUGACAUAAAGGCUGCCAUAGAGAACUUAGAACACGAUACCAUGGGGGAUUCCUGGAGGACUGCGUUAGAGAGGGAAUUCAUGAAACCAUAUUUCCAAAAGCUCAAAGAAUUCCUCAUUGCGGAGCAUCAUUCACACACAAUAUACCCAAAGCCGAACGAUAUCUACUCUUGGUCACGAUUGACGCCACUUAACUCUGUGAAAGCCGUCGUACUUGGCCAGGAUCCAUACCAUAAUGUAGGGCAAGCGCACGGUCUCUCUUUCUCUGUCCUCCCACCAACCAAGCUCCCUGGCUCCCUGAAGAAUAUCUAUAAACAACUCUUAAAUGAUAUUCCCGCUUUCAAAGUCCCCACGUCUGGAGAUCUGACGCCCGUGGCAAAGGCUGGAGUUCUCUGGUUGAACACCUGUCUGACCGUACGGGCGCAUAACGCCAACUCACAUGCUAAAAAAGGCUGGGAGACUUUCACGGAUGCUGUCAUCCGAGCGGUACUCGACCGCCCGGACGGAAGAGGCGUUGUAUUCUUUGCCUGGGGGUUGCCUGCACAAAAAUUAUACGACAGGCUUGGAAUUGACGAGGAAAAGCAUCUGGUACUAAGAUCUGCGCAUCCAUCUCCUCUUUCUGCGCAUCGGGGCUUUCUGGGCAAUGGUCACUUCAAGAAAGCAAAUGAAUGGCUGCAGAAGAAACACGGGGAAGAGAUUGAUUGGGCGGCUCUCGGCUCCGCUCCAAAUGCAGAUGCAGAUCCCUAGCUACACCCGCUCUAGCAUCCCAAUGGCAUGAAUUGCCACAACGCUGACAGUCACCGACGCCUGCGAAGGAAAGCG
This is a messenger RNA of Suillus paluster, 1016 nucleotides long. RefSeq names its product uracil-DNA glycosylase-like protein. Gene Ontology annotation, molecular function: uracil DNA N-glycosylase activity. Gene Ontology annotation, cellular component: nucleus; mitochondrion. The record is from RefSeq and is a predicted model, not a curated record. Gene Ontology annotation, biological process: base-excision repair; base-excision repair, AP site formation via deaminated base removal. The coding region runs from base 24 to 941 and encodes 305 amino acids. The transcript has 9 exons. NCBI's taxonomy places the organism in Eukaryota, Fungi, Basidiomycota, Agaricomycetes, Boletales, Suillaceae.